This is a messenger RNA of Gadus chalcogrammus (walleye pollock), 5900 nucleotides long. It is a transcript of the gene pecam1b, whose product is annotated as platelet and endothelial cell adhesion molecule 1b. The record is from RefSeq and is a predicted model, not a curated record. Lineage: Eukaryota; Metazoa; Chordata; Actinopteri; Gadiformes; Gadidae. The transcript is spliced from 16 exons. Bases 171 to 2462 code for a protein of 763 amino acids. Gene Ontology annotation, molecular function: transmembrane signaling receptor activity. Gene Ontology annotation, biological process: cell surface receptor signaling pathway.
GCCACUUCACAUCCACCCAGCCCAGAGUGCACCGGGACCCCUCCGCCCACGCCACGCCGCUAGCCAGCCCCCCCGCGGAAUCAGACGGCACGCACCCAUCGACCCAUCCUCUCCACCCCAGGCUGGCAGAGCAGCCCGUGGAAGGCCAUCCGACCCCCCCUUCAUCCAGGAUGGGACCCCUCCUACUGCUCCUCUUCUCCUGCUGGACCCUGGUGGGAGCUCAGAUCCCUUUGUUCAAGUUAAGAAGCGUGACGCUGACCAUCGAGCCGGCCACCGACCUCCUGCGAGACGCCAACGCCACACUGUGGUGCCGGGCGGGCGUCAGCUCCUCGGGAACCCUGACGCACGUCCCCGUUUACACCUUCUACAAGGACUUCACCAAGGUCUUCACCAAGAAGAGCGCCAGCUCGGAGCUGGCCUAUCCGCUGCUGCACGUCCGCUACUCCAACACGGGGAAGUACAAGUGCCGGGUGGAGAUCGACGGACAGGGGGAGACAAGCGACGCCAGCAAGCUCACGGUAACAGGCGUCUCGGUGCCGCUCCUCCAGCUGAGCAGGUCGUCGCUGAGCGAGGGCGAGGAGCUGACGGCAAGCUGCAGCGCGCCGGACGAGACGGGCGUGUUCUUCUUCUACUUCUACGUGGACGGCCGGGAGAUGCAGGACCAACAGGCCCGGUCCAACCGCGCGGACGCCCAGCUGCGCUUCAAAGGUGGCGGCGUGCGCCAGGUCCACUGCGAUUACACCGUGAUGCUCCCGCCCAGAUCCACCAAGUCCAACAAGAGCAACACCGUCACGGUCUCCGUCAGGGAGCUGUCCUUCAGGCCCGUGCUGGAGAUCCGCCCGGUGGCGGAGGUCUUUGAGGGGGACCAGCUGAGCGUCUCCUGCAGGCAAGAGGGAAACUCCAACAUCCCGGGUGGCCUCUUUCUGGUCCUCACCCACGGCACCCAGCUGCUCGGCAGCGGAGUCGACCACGUCAACAGCAGCAUCACCGCUAAGGAAUCCGGGGAGAUAGAGUGCAGCUUCGAAGUGGGGAACGUUCCGAAGAAGGCUACCAAGAACAUUUCUGUGACCGAGCUGUUCUCGGUGCCCAGGCUGAGCGUGUCCCUCGCCGAGGUCUUCGAGGGGGACAGGAUGGUGCUGACAUGCAGCAGCGCGGUGCUGGUGGCCAGGAGGCUGUCCUCCGAGGACAUCUCCUACGCCCUGGACUCAAAGGGCCCGCCCACCACGACGCUGGGCGCCGGGCGCUUCUCGGUCAGGGCCCCGCCCUACCACCUCAACUACACCUGCACCGCCACGGCCAGGGGCAUCACCAAGCACAGCCUGGCGCUGCCGGUCCGGCCCAAGGUGUCCGUGGUGCGACCCAGUAUCUCCGUGGUGGGGCGAGUCAUUCUGGGACGGCCAUUCCAGAUCCGCUGUCACUCGGAGUGGGGCAGCUUGCCCAUCAACUACACCCUGUUCAGGAAGUACGAGCCCCUGAACGUGACCACGGUCAGCACGCCCCACCAGGAAGCCCUGUUCACCGCCACCAUCCAGGAGUCCGACGACAUCAAACUCUACAUGUGUGAGGCGGCCAACAAACCCAACAACGAAGGGGAGCUCAGCCCACGACUCAACGCCAGCGUCAUAGUCCCCCUCUCCAACGCCACCCUGACGGCCCUGCCCGCGCCCUGGGACGUCUCCGAGGGAAACGAGCUCAUCCUGAUCUGCGGGGUGACGGGCACGCCCCCGGUCACCUUCAAGUGGUACCGCAAGGACGGCGACGCCCGGCUGCUGUUCGCCGGGACCGCCAACGAGCGCAGCAUGGCGCACCGGAUCCACGCCGUGAGCCGCGACCACAGCGGCUCGUACUACUGCGAGGCCGUGAACCACGCCCGCAACCCGGUGUGCAGCCAGACGGUGCUCAUCGACGUGCGGCUGGCGCUCUGGAAGAAGGGCGUGAUCGCGGCCUCCUGCUUGCUGGUGCUGUGUGUGGCGGCGCUGCUGUGCGUGCUGCGCUUCAAGUCCCGCAGAGGAAAAAAGGAAGUGACGACAGAGCUGUCCGUAAAGCCUUCGGGCUCUAAAUCAGAUGACUCUUUAACCGCGAGUCUCGCUCCCGACACAGAGGCCUAUACGGCGGCCACAGUGACAGAGGACAGAACGAGCAGCAGCAUGUGGAGCGUGAGACCUGCCACUGCAGCCAGUGACGAGGACGCCAGUGUGGGGUCUCGUGAGCCGGACGUAGAGUACACUGAGGUGGUGCACCCCCAGCCGACAGACCCCACCAAAGUGGUGCUGAAGAAGGGCACGGACACUGUGUACACCGAGCUCCAGAACGCUCCUCCCAGUGUGGUCGCUGAUGCUGCUGCUGCUGCUGCUGCUGAUCACGAAUACGGUUCACUGCAGUACGCCGACCUGAAGAACACUCACCCUCUGCUCGGUCCAGAUGAGGACUACCUCCAUGGGCUCCCUGUGCCAGUGGAUUAAUUAUUAUUUUUAUUAUUUUUCUCUCUCUCUCUCUCUCUCUCUCUCUCUCUCUCUCUCUCUCUCUCUCUCUCUCUCGACACUUUCUAUAACCACUGUUUUGUUUUUUUAUAACCACUGUUUUGUUUUUUUAUUCAGUCUUGUGUCUCAAUAAUUCAAAUUAGUAAUUAUGCUUGCUGUAAAUGCUUAAUCUCAAUAAACCGCACUUCAGAUAAAUAAUAAGACGAGAUACAAUUUACUGUUGUCUUUAACAUUUUUCGUUGCGUCAUCUGGGCUUUGUUACCAAAAUAUUGGAUUCAUACCGGGGUACAAGCGGUGGAGAGCUUAGUUUUCCUUCCACUUCCCAGGUGAAUAAAAAGAUGCUUGGGUCACACACUACUGGAUUGAAUCCAGUGCGCGUAAACCCGCAUACACGCACGGUGUUCAUGCGCGUUGGAGAUAACCACCGUCACAGGCCUUAAGAAUCACGUCAUGUCUGAGACAGCUGCAAUAUUAGUGAAUCACCACACGACACGGGACAUGGAAAAUAGUGACGGCAUGUUAACCAGGGGCAGGCCGGUCUCAGCUGCCUGUGCCAAGGUUCUGGGUGCCAACUAAUUGAAUGUGUAAGCAUAUACGCCCUACGUUCAUCCGUUUCAUUAUUAUCAUCACACAUUAAAUAAGCAAUGUGAAUCAUCGUUUGUUUUACUAUUUUAUAUUUUGGUUUGAAGUAGGCCUAGCUGCCGCUUGAGUGCACUGCUUUUUUAGUUUGUGAAGGGCGACAUCUUGCGGCAGAAAUUGGUCAAUGAAAAUAAAUCAUAACUGCAAAAAUUAUAAAUAACACACGACACACACGCACGCGCACACGCACACACACGAGGGCUGCAUAAUCAAUUCGGAAAAUGUAUUUCAAUACAAUAAGUAACACCGUCUAUUGUUGAUAAGGAUGCAAAAAGGGAAAAGAAGAAGAAAAUAAAAAAAUAAAACGAAAUUUUUCCAGAAUUAAAUUUUCUCUAGAAAUAGCAUUUGGCAAGGAAAGAUAUCGAUUCUAACACCUCUAUAAGAUGAGAAUGGAACAACCCGUUGGCUGUGACAGACCAUUUGCGUGUUCACACGCCAAUAUAAGACAUCACGGCUUUACAAAGGAACAAAUAUUUAUAUUUACAUCAACUAUGUACAAACACAAUUUAUAAAUACGUUUAAGCUAUGAAUUUAAAAUAAAAUAAAACAGCGUUUUGAGCGUUGUCUUCCGAUCCUUUGACGAUUUAUGAAGCCUUGUCGAAAAAUCGCACGAAUCGUACGUCAGUAAGGUGAAACAAUGCAAAGAAAAUGCGGUGAUCAAUAACCUUUUUUUUCAUUAUGCAAUAAAAAUGCAAAAGGCCAAUAUGUACAUUCAUGAAAAACCCUGCUGGCACCCACAGGGGGCAGUAUUUCAAACCAAAUGAGGGCGGGAUAUGAGUUGCGCUUGCUCAGGACUGUAGUAUUUAUCACCCUUGAGCGUUUCCACAUUUUGUUGUGUAACCAUUUAAUUAUCUUCCAUUUAAUGGCCAUGUAAAUGUUAAUGAUUUAUUUAUAACAAUAAAACAUUGAAUCUGAUGGCGGAGAUUGUGUGUGGAUGAGGGCUGGUUCAAGCAGCUUCACCUGGCCGAGUCUGAUUGGACUCUAGGCUUGGGUGGGGCAGCACACCUGUUGCGCAUUGAGUAAUCAAUGUGCACGGGUUAAACUAGCCAUUUCCAAUCCCAGUCAGGGAGAGAUCUCCUGCAUGGCAACAUCACCAAGUGCCAUGUUAUCAGCAUCUAACCAUACACUAAACGGGCUUUCAACACCACCUAUUCCUGUGUGUGGAGGAGUCGAUCUCUCCCUGAGUGUGUGUGGUGAAGGCUGGUUUAACCUGUGCCCACUGAUUACUCAAUGCCCACCAGGUGUGCAGCCUCACCCAAGCCCCAGAGUCCAAUCAGAAUCGGCCAGGUGAGGCUGAUUAAACCAACCAGCAAUCACACACUCCAUACUAAUCUAAUCUUAAAAAUAAUUUGCAUAAAAGUAUCCCCCCUAGUCAGAACAACCGUUGGCUGUAAUUAUAGCUGUGCGUUUUUUCAGACAAGUCACUACCAGCAUUUGCAUUUAAAUGUAAUUUUUUCUUUCCUGAGGAAUGAAGUCAGGUUGGAUGCUGUCUACGGCUAUUUUGAAGUGUUGCCACAUACUCUCAAUUUUAUUGAGGUCCAGGCCUGAGCUGGGCCAUUCGACAGCAUUCAGGUUUUUAAACUACUCCAGUGAAGCAUUGGCUGUACGUGAAGGGAUCAGUCGACAUGCUAUCCCUACCACAACGCCAUGCUCCGAUCAAUAUUGUCUCAUUGUCCAUGAUGCUGUUUGCAUACUCUAAGAAAAGCCUUUUAGAAAAAGGUGCAUUUGUUUUGUGAUUAUUACAGGAAAAUUGGCUUCUUUAUUAACCUCAACAGUGAGUUGCACAAGGAAAGGUACUUUUCUUUUAAUUACGUAGGAUAUUGAACUGCAAUCGCUACACAAUGCAAAUUCAAUCCAUUUAAAUCCAUGCCAAAUGUUGUAAUCAACCACCACAUGUUUGUAAAUGUUUACAAAGGUUAUGGCAGUUUAACCUUGGGUCAUUCUGUAUAGCUUUGCAUGUGUUUGUUCAAUGUUUAUAAACAUUAAUGUUCAAUGUUAAUUAACAUUUACCUUCAAUGGUAAUUAACAUUGAACAAACAUAUAUCAAGUAGAAGUGCAACACAUACAAAGUAACAUACACACAUACAAGUAAACUAAGUUGAAUUCAGGAGAAUUUCACUUAUUUUUCUGCAAAGCAGAAUGACCGGUGAAAUGAGCACACAGGUUUAACAACACCUUGAGCCUAAUGGCUCAGAGUUGUUUGAGGGGGGGUGUGGUCCCUUUCAUUGUGGCUGAGAGACAAAGGCUGAGAGACAAUAGUACCAGCAUUUGCUAAACAUGUAAUUUUUUCAGCUUACCUUGACUUGACCCUUUGGGUCAAGUCAAGAACAUGCACAUCCUGGUUGAGACUUUACUUCAGUAGUUCUCAGACAGAGAGGCUGUUUGGGGUACUCUGUGUGGAUGCACACCGAGAACACACAGGGGGACUAAGGGUAGUCCCGACACGUCAGCCUAAGACUUUGUGACCAAGUAGAUGCAGACUAGCAGGUUUGAAAGCGAGAUGAUGUGGCACUUAUCAACUGGCUUAUCGCAGUGGUCCGUGUGCACACACACAAAUGAGUCAACACACCUUGCACAACUUGAAACGUGAUUCAGAGACUGAUAUGAUUGUAAUGAAAGCAAUUGAUAUCCUAAAGAUCCUCAAAGCACCACACUUACUGAGAGUGAAAGUGCUUCAAGGUCUACUGAACAUUCAUGUUGAAAUCAGCUUUUGAACCAAUUCAUUAUGUUGACAAUACAGGAGACGUAUUGUUUUUAGCGUAUUGUUUUUAAACGGAGAAC